AUGGAGACCGCAGAGCCUGUAUCGUACGAGUUCCCCGGCCAUGCCGUUGGUGCUGUUGCUUCCCGUCGCAUGCUGGGGUCCAACAUCAACCAUAACUUCUCCUUUUACACCAACCCUACAGCAUCGUUUCCAUUGCCGUACCACCAACCACCUUCGGCGACAUACAGCUUCAGCCAUCCUCUCAAUACUCAUCACCACCAUCAACACCACCAACCACAACCACAACACCCCCAACAUCACAAUCACCAUCACCAGCAUCCAGGAUACCAGCAUUUUUUCGUUCCCAAUCACUCGCUCAACGCGCAGUCUGCGCGCCUCGCCUCAGAGCCUCCAUUAGCCCAGCCGAUCCCGGACAUCCGACCUGCCAGAAACGCUGUCAACAGGGUGUCCGGAGAUUCCGUGGCUAAAGUCGAGCAGAGAGCUGCACCUCAAUCCAGCUCGGUCGCCGCAGCUCCUGGUAACGGAGUAUCUGCUCAUGAGAAGAACCCAAAUGCGAGCGAAGUUGAGUUCUCAACAGAGGUGGAUGUGUUGAUGAAAGCGAUUCAAGCCAAGGAAGCCUCGCAGCCGGCAGCAUUGCAGUCGCUACCGCCGUUGCAGCAGUUGACCCAUGGAGGAGGAAAUGGCUUCGCCCAGGGUUACAUGUCAGCAGUUGUAAAUCAUCGAGGGGCUGUUAUUGCCGAUGAGUCUCAAUCCCGCUCGGCGAAGAAGCGCAAGUACACUUGUACUCUGCCGCACUGCGGAAAGAGUUUCGCUCAGAAGACCCAUCUGGAUAUACACAUGAGAGCCCAUACUGGGGAUAAGCCGUUUGUCUGCAAAGAACCUACUUGCGGCCAGCGAUUCUCGCAGCUGGGUAACCUUAAGACCCAUCAGAGACGCCACACCGGAGAGAAACCUUUCACCUGCGACGUAUGUCAAAAACGCUUUGCCCAGCGAGGCAACGUCCGCGCCCACAAAAUCACCCACCUAAAAACAAAGCCAUUCACGUGCCUUCUCGAGGGCUGCGGCAAACAGUUCACGCAGCUUGGAAACCUCAAGUCGCAUCAAAACAAAUUCCAUACACAGACGCUCCAGGCCCUAACCAAGAAGUUCUCCGCUAUGAUUGAUGGCGAACACAUGAGCCCUCAAGACCGGAAACUGUGGGAAUAUUUUGCAGGACUAUACAAGAAUAGUAACAAGGGCAUCAAGGGGCGUGGGAAGGACCGCAGAAUCUCUCCGUCCUCCAAGACGAACGUUAGUGCUGAUGGAAGCCGGCGUCCCGGUGCUGAUGAUCAAGCCCGUCGUGGGAGCUACGAAGAUUCCGUAUACACAGGCGCAUCCAGCAGCGAUGAGGAUAACGAGGACCCAUACUUCAUUGAGAAGCGCGGUGACGAGUAA
Messenger RNA from Aspergillus nidulans FGSC A4, 1374 nucleotides. RefSeq names its product C2H2-type zinc finger protein. NCBI's taxonomy places the organism in Eukaryota, Fungi, Ascomycota, Eurotiomycetes, Eurotiales, Aspergillaceae. The transcript has 4 exons. Bases 1 to 1374 code for a protein of 457 amino acids. Gene Ontology annotation, biological process: positive regulation of transcription by RNA polymerase II. Gene Ontology annotation, cellular component: nucleus. The record is from RefSeq and is a predicted model, not a curated record.